ACUAACAUCUGUCGGGAUCCCGUCCUGAGCUCCCAAACCCACACGGUGAAACAAAAGCGGAAUGUUUUUGUCUCAGCAUCUUGAUAGAGAAGAGGGGAAAGGCGGUUAAUAGAUUCAUAACCUGAGCUGGUGAAGUGGAGCCAUGGGCAAGGCGGGGAGUAAAGUCCCGAGGGAGACGCCUGUGGACGGGGUGCAAGCACCGACGCCUCCUGCUGCUGCGGCUGCUCCUGCUGCCACCGUUAAGUUUGAGGGACUCACAAAAAGCAGCAGGAUGAAGGUGAAGUGGACCCAGCUGGGGUUGGUCUUCUUCCUGGUCCUGUCCCUGGUGAUGACCGGAUGCUUCUUCUGGCAGUACCAGCUGCCCAAGGUCCUGCAGGACGAGGGGAUGGGUCGCAGCGCCAAUGCAGAGAUGAUAUGUCCUCGCUUCCCGGAGCCCCUCCCGCUGGAGCAUCCCCUCCCCAGUCUGAAAGAGGCCCUGGAAAAGGUGGACACUUUGCUUCGGCAGAGCAUCAACCCCGUCAGCCUUCCCGCUCUGUCGGCCAUCGUGAUUUUAAACGACACCGUUUUAUGGACCGGCAACUUCGGCAAGAGGAACAGCAGCGACCCUCUCUCAGGCUCCCCCAAUGAGUACACCAUCUACAGAAUUGCCAGCUUAUCCAAAAUCUUCCCGACACUGAUGCUGUACAAACUGUGGGAGGAAGGGAAGAUCGGCUCCCUAGAUGACCCCCUGGAGAAGUACGUGGAGAACUUCACCAUCAAGAACCCUCUGGGGAAGUCACGCGACUCGGAGCUGAAAUAUGUGACAGAUGGUCUGAUAUUUCUGGACAGUGGGGAGGUUCAGAUCCGCUCGUCCUCCGUCACCCUGCGCAGGAUGGCCAGCCAGCUCUCAGGCCUGCCCAGGAGACUCCGGGCAACAAAUCUGCUUUGGAAAGGAAAAACACAAUCUGCAAUCAAUCUGCUGCAAGACGAUGUGCUCGUCGCAGACCCAGGCACCAAAUGUCACUACAGCAACCUCGCCUUCUCUCUGCUUGCUCACGUGAUGGCUGAGCGGGUGGCCGGCGUGGACUACCAGCGCUGGAUCGCAGACAACAUCCUGGACCGGCUGGGAAUGGAGGACACCGGCUUCGACAUCACCCCCGGGCUGCAGAGUCAAAUGGCUGUAGGCGUGUACACCAACGGGAAGCCGGCGCCGCUCUACGACCUGGGCUGGUACCGGCCUUCUGGUCAGAUGUUCUCCACGGCGGCGGACUUGGCCAAACUUGCCAUGAUGCUGCUGGGCGCUUAUCACCGCAAGCUGCUGGAGCCAGACUCUCUGAAGAUCAUGUUGAUGCCACUCCUCAGGUGCGAUAAGGACUACUUCGCCAACCGCACCGGGACACCGUGGGAGGUGAACGAGCUGAUGGGCUACGAGAUGAUGAGGAAAGAUGGCGAUCUGGACGGGUACUCUGCCACCUUCUCUCUGGUUCCCAGGCUGAAGCUGGGUCUCGUGGUGCUCAUGGCUGGCGGCAGGUCUCAGAACCAGGAUGUGGUCACCAAAGCCUACAGCCACAUCAUCCCAGCCAUAGAAAAAGCCUUCAGGGAGGCAAAGAAGAUCCUCUUUGCUCCGCCAAACCCAGACCCUUACAUCGGCUUCUUCACCUACGGCAACAUCACUUUCUACGAAAUCAAAGUGGGGUCGGACGGCGUCCUCAUCAUGCAGCAGUUUGGGCCUCAGAUCGAAGAGCUGAUCCCCGAAAAGUUUAGGACAAUAAAGCUCAACUACCUGGUCGACCGGGUCUUCAGAGUGGUGUUUGAGAAAGAAUACCCUUGUGUUCUGAAGGUCGGCUCGGCCUCGGUGUCCCUGGAAGCCCAGGAUGGUCAAUUAUUUAACUUCUACACGUUUGACAAGCGUGGUCUUUCCACUGGGUUCGACGCUCCGGGACUGAAUACGUAUAAUGUGGUCAGAAUAGCCCGCAAGCCGUCCUUCUCAAGCUGAACUGCUGCAAACGACUGUGGCCUAAAGACAAAGGGACUGACACUGUGUGAGGUCUGUGAACAAUGAGAGACAGAAAUUUAAAUGUGAGCGGUCGGAGGAAGGACCGAGCUCUGGAUAUCCAGAGUGCAAACAGGGACAGUGUUGCGUUCUCCCUGCUCUGAACUGUCUCACACAGAAAAUGAGUGGAUUUCUCUUUCUGAAUGAUGUGUAAUGUGAUUGUUCUUUGUCCUUCAUUGUCUCCUGAUUGAACAUGAUGGUGAUUCAGUGCUUGUGCUUUUCCUGCCUUUGUUUAAACUAGUCGCUGCCGUCCUUAAGUUUUCAUGAGUGAGGACAGAAGAAUGGACUUGCAGCUUUUAUCUAAUGUGCACAUUUAUCUACCGACAUUUCACUCUUCAUUCUUUGGACCAGAUUUGCAGCUCAACCAACAUCAUGGUCUCAUACAUAUUUAUCCUCCAUCUAUUGUGAGAAACAAACCGAUUACAUCUCUCUGAGGUGCUGUUUUUUUGACGGGUAAAAUUGGAAUAUUUCAUGACAAAUGUGUUUAAACAAAAUCGUGAGCUGCGGAUUUUAUGUCGACAAACAUGCACUUAGAUGAGAAUGAGUGUGAAAUAUUUUGGCUCCCAAAAUAUCAGUGAUUGAGGACAGAGAGGCUUUCGGUUGCCUGUCUGAUGCUUUCCUUUUUAAUCCCCUGAAAAUGGAGUCCUGAUUCAUCCUGACCUUUCACACCAAUAUAAAUAAUACACUGCACUGGCUGCGGCUGCUGCUGGAUGACAGAUUCAAGUGGACAAAAGAAAACGCUGCACACAAGACAGCAGCUGAUCUCCUGUGAUUGAUUGACUGUCUGGGGAUGUGAUGGAAACAGAGAUUGAAAAUGUUGCCUCGUCCUAAAGCAUCAGGUGGAAACGAGCAGAAUCGAGGAAGUGUGAAAAACAUAUUAAAAAAUAAAUGUGUUGU
Molecule: messenger RNA, 2929 nt
Organism: Platichthys flesus (European flounder)
Lineage: Eukaryota; Metazoa; Chordata; Actinopteri; Pleuronectiformes; Pleuronectidae
Gene: lactbl1b
Product: lactamase, beta-like 1b
Exons: 8
Coding region: 143-1975 (610 amino acids)
Source: RefSeq, a predicted model, not a curated record